This is a messenger RNA of Diprion similis, 2300 nucleotides long. RefSeq lists its product as uncharacterized. Lineage: Eukaryota; Metazoa; Arthropoda; Insecta; Hymenoptera; Diprionidae. The transcript is spliced from 8 exons. The coding region runs from base 16 to 1869 and encodes 617 amino acids. The record is from RefSeq and is a predicted model, not a curated record.
AUUUACUAGUUAAUAAUGUUUGCGGUUUCUUGUAGUUGUAUAUUAUUUUUGCUAAUAAGGCUCAGUACAGCUGAUCAUAUGAUGCAAUUGGUUAUCAAUGCGUUUUCUGAAUACAAUUCAGUUCACUGCCACAUUUUACUAUUUUCGAGUUCUGGUAUAUUCUAUGAGCAAAGAGCAUUGGUCGAUUUUUAUAGAGCUGCUAUACUGAAUAAUUAUACACCAACAGUCAUGGAGAAUAUAAUUGACGAAACUGGAAAAAACAAUACCUUCUACAGCCGAAACCAAUGCGUUAGACCGCUCAGAUCAUUUAUUAUGGGUAAUGUUAGUAACAUCGCCAAGUAUAUGGUAAUAGCAGAAAGGAGUAAAAAUACAUUAAAAGAUAUAUGGUUAUUGUUUGUAAAAGACAGUUAUGAACAAGAACUGAUAAUCAGUCAAGUAGAACUUUCGAUAAGAAGCGAAGUAUACAUAGCUAGACGAACAGUUGAUGGAUAUGAAUUUUGGGAAAUUUAUCAAACUGCUAAGAAAGAGUCAAUUCGUGCAAUCUAUUAUGGUAAUUGGACCAUCGAUGCAGGUUUAUCUGUAACGGAAUUGAGCGUAUUGGAGCGACGAAAUAAUUUCAGAGGAGCUGUUCUUCGUGCUAUUAUGUUUGAAACGGACAGAUAUACUAAAACUAAGGAAAGUCUUCAAACAAGAUUAAUGAAAUGUGUUUGGAAUUUGCUCGAAGAGAAGUUAAACUUUACGACAAAACCUGUGGUCUUGUUAGAUAGUUAUUCGGAACAUCAAGUUCACAAUAAUAACUGGAACGACAUAAUUUUUGGAUUAUUAGCUAAGAAUAAAGCAGACGUAUCCAUGGUAGCCCCCUCGGCAGAGUCCUUUAGCCCACAUAUUAUAGAUCAGAGUGGCCUCCUUGACAAAACUGAGUAUAGAAUAUUUAUAAAAAAAUACGAAGUUGGUCUGGACUCAUGGUUUCAUUUUUUCGAUCCAUUGAGACCAAAUGUAUGGUACGUGACAGUUUUAAUGACUGUUAUGUUGUCGGUGAUGAUACUAUUGAUGAAUCGUAUUGCCUGCAAAGUUGGCCUUAUUAAAUCUCGGUAUUAUUAUUCAGAUGUGUGUAUUGCACUACACCGCAUGUUAUGCUUACAAGGAGGAGAUAUACAACAAGAACUGUCUUCCAUGAGUCUGCUAUUUGUGUUUAUAAAUUUUUGGACAUACUUAAUUCAAAUCAUGUAUUCCGCUGCUUUGGCUUCGAGCAUGGCUAUCAAACACUACGAAGUUCCAUUUCACUCAUUGAAAGAACUUCUGGCAGAUGGCAAUUACGAAUUCGGUGUUCAUCGAUACAGCACAGAAUACGCUCUUUUUUACAGAACGAAUGAUACGUUUCUUAUGAAAUUGAAUACAGCUGUGAUGGAGCAAAAUGUGUCUAAGCUACCAACAACAUAUUUAGAAGGACUGAAACGAGUUUGUUCUGAAAACAAAUAUGCUUUUAUGGCUGGCAAACUGCAUGUUUUUGAAUUACAAUCUCAAUUACCUUGCGAGCUUCACUACUUAACAGAUGAAGAAUAUACAGUGAAUAGUGCCUAUGCUAUGUCUAAACAUAAUGAGUAUUUGCCCCUCAUCAAUGGAUGGUUGUGCAAAUUAAAGGAAGCUGGGUUGAUAAGCAAAAUUAAUAGCGACGUGCUAGGGCUUAGACAACAUUUCUCGGAUGAUUCGCGGACUUUUAAAAGCAGAGAACUUCAAGAUACAAUCAUUUUACAACUUCUGUUUAUUGUAGGUAUUAUACUAUCGAUUGUGACACUUUGUGCCGAAAGAACAUAUAACAGGAUGAGAAGAAAUGGUCUAAAAGCAAGAACUACUUCUGUUCACAGUUAGGAAUAUGACAAGGAGUUUGACUUAAUUAUACUGGCAUAUUCAUGAACAACAAUCGAUCUGAAAUAAUUGAAGGUUUUUACUCUCCAAACUGUAUUGUAUACAGGAAAAAAAAAUUCAGUAUUUCGUUCAACAAAAUUUUGUCGUUGAGUAUUGUAUUUACUUCAUAAAUUUCAAACUUGAAUGGUAUUAAACAAUGAAGCUUAAAAAAUACUUGAGUCUAAAGCAAAUUCUUUUUGUACUUUGUGUGAACACAAAUUACUGAUUCAACUCCUCCACGUAUAAACAAACACAAAAUAUGAUUGUGUAACUUCAGCCACGUUUGAGGGCUAUACAAAUAUGAUGAUAAAUGUUCAAUAUCUAUAACAAAUCAUGUUGAUAAUACAUGAAUGUAAAUGACCUUCAAUUGGAGCUUCUUAUACUAACAUAAUUUA